AUUUUAUGUAUAUUAUCUGCUUAGAUCAAAUUUAGCUUUAAUUCUGGAUCGGAUGACUUUUACGGAUUCCCAACUUCUGGAAUUCUAUUUAACGCAUGCGCAGCUUGAGCUGGUUUCUUUAGGGGAACUGGUUGCCCCUGGCAACGAGUUGGGCCAAACAAUUGGCCGGGUUGUUGGGCGAAAUUUCAGAGACAUUUUAGGAGGCAAACAUGUCCGACCAGGAGCUGGACGCAGCUGUGAUUAAGGCCACGCAGCAGAGCCUGGGCAAGUACAUAAAGAAGCCGCCGCUGACAGAGAAGCUGCUCAGGAAGCCGCCCUUUCGCUACCUGAUGGACAUCUUUAGCGCGUUUAUAAGGGAAACGGGCUGCUUUGAGGGUCUCUACACGCCGGAGGAGCAGCUCUUCGAGAACAUCAACGAUCGCAAUGACAAGACGCGCUUUCUGCAGAAGAUGAUUGAUGUCACAAAACUGACCACGAAGCGGGAGCUGAAAGUGCGCACCUCGAAAAUUGUGGCGGGGCACGAGCCAAGGCUGACCAACGAACUGCUGCAGGCGAUGGCCAGCGUCGUGGAGCAGCAACUGGACUGGCGUGAUGCAGUGCAGCAGGUGCUGGCCAGCGACCAGACCGAGCUGCCGAAGUCCAAGCCAAGCAAAGCCGGCGACAAACCAAAAGCCAGCGGCAAACAAACGUCGCCAACGGCCAAGGAGCAGCCCGCUCAGCGCAGAGAGAAGCGCAUAUCGCCGCAAGAGCAGAAGCUGCGCAAGGCCACAGAUCAGGCAGCACAUGCCACGCCCACUGACAAGGUGCCGGCAGCACAGCAGCGCCGGCAGAAGGCCUCGCCGGAAGCGCCAAAGCCGAAGCCAAAGCCGAGCAAGCAGAGCUCCAAGCAAAAGAGUCCCUCUCCCACGACGAAGAUUAAGCAACAAGCUUCAACGGAGGCUGAACAGAAGUCCAUGUCGCCGGCACCUGCUGUCAAGCUGCCCUCCCCAGCGUCGUCGCCCAAGGCUGAGCCGCCGGAGCCGGUCAAGGAGCCAGUCAAGGAGCCGGCCAAGGAGCCCGCCAAGGAGCCGCCUCCAAGUACUGCUGCAGCUGAGCACGCGGAGCCGGAAAGCCGCAAAUCCUCCAGCAAAAGUCGACGCUCCAGCGCUAGUCAGCGGCAGGCAGCAGUCGAAGCGGUCUCCCCGGAUCCGUCCAAGAGCCCCAACGAGGAACAGAGCACAGCCUCAGCCUCGACUCGGCCAGAUGCGGACGCCAACAUCAGCGAGCCCAAGCGGGAGCGCGAGGGCACCUUCACGCGCGAGAACUCCAAGGAGUCGACACGUCCGCGCACCUCGUUGCGGCCGCCCAGCGCCCGGCCGGCCUCGGCACGUCCGGGCGCACCGCGGCGACGGAAUGUGGAAAUCGUGCUGCAGCCAAACGAUCAACUCAAGAUGAACGGCAUCAAUGUAAAGCUGGAGACGUUUGGGGACUUCGAUGAUGACGGCGAGAAUCUGGUAGUCAUCGAGGAUGCACAUGCACAUGACAUCGAAACGGGCACGGCGGACACUGGGGCGCUGGAUCCGGAGGCUAAUCAGGGUCGUUUGGUGCAGCAAAUUCUGGAGACCCAAAAGGAGCUCGUACAGCAGGGCAACGACGCAGGCAAGGAGGAGUCCCAGCAGAAGACUCAGUCGUCAACCACGCGGCAGAGCUCCGCGCGUCAAAUGAACGAUCUGCGCGACAUCAUACAGACCCUGACCAAGUCCGUGAAUCCGCUGGGCAAACUUCUCGACUUUAUACCCGAAGACAUCGAUGCCAUGCAGCUGGAGCUGAGCAUGUGGCGGGAGUCGUACACACAGGCUGCCGCGGAGCUGAAGCGGGAGCGCAGCCUCACGGCAUCCGCCACGGAGCCCAUGAAGCAGCAGAUGCUUGCCAUCGAGGCCAGCAUUAGCGAGUACAAGGAGCUGGUCGACGAAAGUCGCCACAAGAUCCUCCUGAACAAUGAGCGCAUACUUAAAAUGCUGAUGGAGCAGUGAAAUGUUGUUUUUUGUGCCUUGUCUCGUAGUUUUGAAUUAUGUUUUAAUAGGAAUACGCCGCGUAAAUAAAGUAGAGCCCAAGUUUAUCGACUCCGAGAAGGUAUAACCACUUAAAAUCAGAGUUAAUUGAUCCGAGCUAUAGAUAAAUAACUAUUAAAGUGUGUAUAAAGCCGAUCCGUCGGUAAACAAACCAGUUUCACCAUUUUCACCAAUUUUCCACACUUGCGGGUGAAAUAAAAACAAACGACAAAGAAAUGCUAUCUUCGGCAUGCCGAAGACUUAAUACCCUUGCAGAGUAAAACUUUUAUUGGUUAAUAUAACUUGAAAGACAAAAAACAUUUUCACACAACUUAAUUUUCGACCGAUUAUUCCAAUAGCAGUAUCAUAUAGCUGCUAGUAGUCCCAUGUUGGUAGAAUUUCGCCUAUUUAUGAGGCACAAAGUAAAACGAAUAAAGAACCUAUUUUCGAUCGGCCGUUCGUAUGGUAGCGAUAUGAUACAGUGUUCCGAUGUGAAUAAGAUUUUGCAUAUAUAUAUAGGGAACAUAGUAAAAUUUAUAAAUGCGGAGUUUGGUGAAAACAUCUUAAGAAACCAAAAACUUGUGCAUACAAGAACCAACUUUCCGAACGAUCUUUCCUAUAGCAGCUUUAUGAUAUAAUGAAGCUUUCCAGCUCUCAAUUGAUCAAUAAAUCAG
Molecule: messenger RNA, 2704 nt
Organism: Drosophila novamexicana
Lineage: Eukaryota; Metazoa; Arthropoda; Insecta; Diptera; Drosophilidae
Gene: IFT54
Product: TRAF3-interacting protein 1
Exons: 4
Coding region: 210-2012 (600 amino acids)
Biological process (GO): intraciliary transport; cilium assembly; regulation of microtubule cytoskeleton organization
Cellular component (GO): axoneme; intraciliary transport particle B; ciliary basal body
Molecular function (GO): microtubule binding
Source: RefSeq, a predicted model, not a curated record